AUGCGAUUCAACCCUUCCGCUUUCGUCCUUGCCGUUCUGGCGGGCACCGCCAUUGCUGGGCACUCCCAUAUCGAGGCUCGUGUUCCCCAGGCGAACGAUCCUCUUUCGUUUCUUUCUGGGCUUAGCUACGCUCCGAUCACUGAUCUGCUGAACCAAGUUCUCGGCCCUUCUCUGAGAAAGAUUGAAGAUGCCCUGAACUUUACCCUGACUCAGAAGCUUACGGAAAGCCUUCAAGGUGGCGCUCCGCUGAGUGUUUUGGUUGCCGUCGUUGAAGCUGUUGGAGAGCUCCUCAAUGGAGCUGACAUUGGUGCUGUUGACAAGAACCUCGCUGCCAACAGUAACGGCUACUUCGACUCGCUGGAUAGCGCUUUGGGUGUCGUUAACAUUGGACAAGUCGCCAAGGGCAUUUAG
Messenger RNA from Fusarium keratoplasticum, 411 nucleotides. RefSeq lists its product as uncharacterized. NCBI's taxonomy places the organism in Eukaryota, Fungi, Ascomycota, Sordariomycetes, Hypocreales, Nectriaceae. Bases 1 to 411 code for a protein of 136 amino acids. The record is from RefSeq and is a predicted model, not a curated record. The transcript has 3 exons.